Molecule: messenger RNA, 1149 nt
Organism: Neomonachus schauinslandi (Hawaiian monk seal)
Lineage: Eukaryota; Metazoa; Chordata; Mammalia; Carnivora; Phocidae
Product: antizyme inhibitor 2-like
Cellular component (GO): cytoplasm
Molecular function (GO): ornithine decarboxylase activity
Source: RefSeq, a predicted model, not a curated record
AUGUGGCCAGAGGAGCUCAUCGCGCUGGGGCCUGGGGAAUCUGCCUGGCACGUGGUCCUGAAGAAGAUCCAGGAGCUCUCUGAUUCAGACCACCGAGAGCCCUUCGUGGUCGCCAGCCGCCAUCAGGCCUUCUGCCGCGCCCUGCCGCGGGUCUCACCCUUCUACGCCGUGAAGUGCAGCAACAGCACCUGGAUGCUGCGCGUCCUGGCCACUCUGGGCACCGGCUUCGACUGUGCCAGCCAGGUGGAGCUGGAGCAGGGGCUGCGCCUGGGCAUCGCCCCCUCGCGCAUCAUCGAUGCCAACCCCUGCAAGCCUGUCUCCCACAUCCAGUACGCUGCCCGCCACGGGGUGCGGCUCCUGACCUUCGACAGUGAGGAGGAGCUGAGCAAGGUGGCCCAGCACCACCCCAAGGCCAGGCUGGUCCUCCGGCUGUGGGCCCAGGACAGCGAGAGCACGUUCCCCCUGAGUGCCAAGUUCGGGGCCAUCCUGGAGGUGUGUGAACAUCUGCUCAAGCCAGCCAGGGCCCUGGGGUUGGCGGUGGUUAGAGCCAGCUUCCUCGUGGGCUCGAACUGCCAGACGGUGCGCGCCUUCACCCAGGCCCUGGCUGACUGCCGGCGCGUGUUCGAGAUGGGCCUCCUGGACAUCGGAGGGGGCUUCCCGGGAGAGGAGGGCUGCGAGCCUAAGAGGUCAGAGAGGAGGACCAGGGGGAGCCUGGGCUGGAUGGCGAGGGUGAUCAAUGCUGUCCUGGCCCAGGACUUCCCCGUGGGGAGCGGUGUGGAGAUCAUCGCGGAGCCCGGACGCUUCUUCGCGGGGUCUGUCUGCAUGGCGGCUGUCAACCUCAUUGCCAAGAAGGCUGUGCUGGAGUCUGGAGGCCACCGGAAGCUGGUGUACUACCUCAGUGAGGGCCACUUCCUCAGGGAGGCUGUCCCCAGGAUGCCCCUUGUGGUGAAUGAGUUCGGCUCAGAGCCACCCCUCUUCCCCUGUACCCUCUACGGUCCCACAUGUGAUGCCUUUGACAAGCUCUUCCUAGGGGAGUUGCAGAUGCCCGAGCUGGAUGUGGGAGACUGGCUUGUCUUUCCCUCCAUGGACGCUUACACCUCCACCAUGAGCUCCACCUUCAAUGGCUUCCUGCCCGCCUCCGUCUGCUAG